This is a messenger RNA of Phialemonium atrogriseum, 2002 nucleotides long. RefSeq lists its product as uncharacterized. NCBI's taxonomy places the organism in Eukaryota, Fungi, Ascomycota, Sordariomycetes, Cephalothecales, Cephalothecaceae. Bases 299 to 1747 code for a protein of 482 amino acids. The transcript has a single exon. The record is from RefSeq and is a predicted model, not a curated record.
GAUUGGCCAGAAACCCGACCCGUUGGGUACUAUAAUUUGGCCGGGCAUACGGGAGCGUUGGCUGCAGAAACCUAAGGUAUUUAUCAUGCAUCUCGAGGAAGAGGGGUUACACAAUGGGGUGUCGAAAAUGCCUCGCCGAGGACGGCCCAGAUUAAGAGCAAAGCGAGCCCGCUUGUCUUUGGUGCCACUCCCACCCCAUGCUUCUUGACCGAACGGGGGAUAAUAGUGUCAAAAGUGAUGCACGAGGUAUCACACCCGCGGAACUUGGGCCUGCAGGAGAUGUGACGAGCAAGCAAGGAUGUCUCUAACCUCGGAAUCUCCGCUGACCGGUCUGUGGCCACCCACCACGUGGCGAAGUACCUUUGUAUGGUUGUGCCAAUGGUUCAACGACUUCGCUCCGCUUGGAGCCCUCGGGGAAGUCGGGCGGAACAGCAAGACAGGCGAUAGUGCCGUCCACCUUCCCGACCAGCUUGUCCCCCCAAAUAAGCUCGAUCCGAGUGGCUCUCUCGAUGGCGCCCUGGCGACACACCCGCCCCGCGGUGACACUGCAGAGGAUAUCUGCGCCGCUGUCGAACUGAAGUUCCUCCUGCCGGUGCCCCCCAUUAUUGCAGCAGGGGACCACAACUCCCACCAGACCGAAAGCCAAGCGGACCCUCAAGCAUGGGCUGCCACUAACGAGGCAUCCCUGGCCCGUCGGGCUUACGAGCUGAUUGCCCAGACCAUCCAAAACCACGCGGGACAGCGAUCUGUGACCCUGCACGACAUCGUCGCCAGCGGGCACCAAGAACGGGACUUUUGGCCGACGCACUGGAUCGUCAAAAAGGCCAACUCGGCCAAACUCCUAGACGAGGACGACUACGACGACGGCCAUGAAGACAAAACACACGCGGGCCACCACUGGGUGCCCGUAGAGGUGUGCUCCCCAAAGCUCCAGUGGAAAGGCACCAAGCCAGGCACGGGACCCGCCAUCGGCGCCGUGCUCAAGGCCCUCACGGCCCGCCACCGCGGCAUCGUCGCCAACCACACCUGCGACGUGCACGUGCACGUCGGCCGCGCCGACGGCCGCCACUUCGCCCUGCCCACCCUCAAGAGGCUCGCGACUGUGCUCUGGCUCGCCGAGGACGUGCUCCGCAGCGUGCGCGACCCGGCGAGCCCCAACUUCCACAACGUCUAUACCUGGGGCGCCGAGGUGCGCAGGCACAGUCGUCUCGCUGCCGUGGUCGAGCAGCAGGACGCCGAUCGUGGGCCCACGCCGCCGCUGGAUUCGAUGGCUGGGGGCGGGGAUCUUGCCGCCGCCGCCGCCGCCACCGCUGCCGUGGAUCCGGCCGAGUAUCGCGCCAUCAGCAUGAUAUGGGAGGCGGGGUCGCACCUCGAGCUGGGCAGGUUGCUGUCCGGGUCGACGAGGCAGUAUCGUCGGCUCGGGUUCAACUUCAGCUCGCUCGGGGAGGAGGACGAGAGGGCGAGGAACGGCCCCAAGACGGUCGAGUUCCGCGUCCUCGAGGGGACGCUGCGCGAUGGCGUGGUCCUGCCGUGGACGAGAAUCUGCUGUACGCUGGUGGAGAUUGCCGUUGCGGAUCCCGAGGAUAGGUUCCGGGACGUUGUUGGGUGCCUUCUCGGGAAGGCGGGGGGCGAAGGUGGUGCUGCUGGGAUGCAGCACCGGUUCGGGGACUUUAUGCAUUGUUUGGGGAUCGCACCCGGGGUGGCUGAUGCGUUCCUGGAGAGCGUUUAUCGGGACCGUGCUGGAUAGGAGAGGACUGCAUUUUUCGUGAUUGGCUGGUUGCAUUAGUAUUCCCGCUCAUUGUUCCACGUCGUCUCACCUUCGCUUGUCAUGAUUACUGCGUCAUAGGUAUGUACCUUCCCUGGCACAUAUCUUGCCGUAUGUCUGUCUUUUGUUAUGUAUUAGUUUAUCUUCCAUCGUUUUACCUCUUCAUUGGAUCAUCGGGGGCAGGGACGGGGCUGGGAACGGGGACGAUGGCAUAUCAAGUGCAGCAAUAGAGCGUGU